GGCCGUUGCCGCGGUGGGCGGGUCGAGGCUGCUCUGGCCCUGACGUGACAUUGUUGUUGUUGAGAGAUAAAUAUAUAUAUUGUUUUUAAUGUCUGCAGCGUUCUCUGUUAAUGAAUCUGAUUAAUUAAGAGCGAUCCGAGAGGCACCGUGUUAUCACAGCUGCCCUUACAGUUAUAAUUAACCGAGGCAGCUGCAGCCGGGGGCUGCGAGGGAGUGAGCAGGCUGCACUGUGUCUGCAGGAGGCUGCGUUCGCGGGUUUUCUGGUUUUUGUCGGGGGCGGCUGCGCAGUGUGAAUUCAUGAUCACAUGACCUUGGAUAUGGACACGGUCCUGUCCGACUUCGUUCGAUCCACUGGAGCUGACCCCGGCCUGGCCAGGGACCUGCUGGAAGGAAAGAACUGGGACCUCUGUGCUGCUCUGAAUGACUUUGAGCAGCUGCGCCAGGUGCAUGCUGGGACGCUGCAGUCUUCCUUCGGGGAGGAGAGGGGCUUCCGCCCCCCCGAAAAGGAGAUGCCCCGAGUGGGGCGCCCCCUGGUGAACAGGCAGGAUGAUGCAGUGCAAGCAGAGAAGCGUCUGUCUCGUGGUAUCUCCCACGCCAGCUCCUCCAUCGUGUCGCUGGCUCGCUCUCACGUCUCCAGCUGCAGCGACCCUCUCCUGGAGACCCCACUGUGCACCUUCCAGCUGCCUGACCUCACUGUGUACAGAGACGACUUCCGCAGCUACAUCGAGAGAGACCUCAUCGAGCAAGCCAUGCUGCUGGCUCUGGAGCACGCAGGUCGGUUGAACUGGUGGACUGGCAUGGGUGCAAGCUGUCAGAGCCUGCUGCCCCUUGCCACCACUGGAGACGGGAACUGCCUGCUGCACGCUGCUUCACUGGGGAUGUGGGGGUUCCACGACCGGGACCUGAUGCUGCGCAAGGCCCUUCACAGCUUGAUGGACAAGGGGGUGGAGAAGGAGGGUCUUCUGAGGAGGUGGCGCUGGCAAGAGACCCUUCAGAACAAAGAGUCAGGGCUGGUGUACACCGAGCAGGAGUGGCAGAAGGAGUGGAACGAGCUGAUCAAGCUGGCGUCCAGUGAGCCCAGGAUACACUACAGUACCAACGGAAACAACGGCGUGGGGGUGGAGCAGGCGGAGGAGCCUGUCUAUGAGAGUCUGGAGGAGUUCCACGUCUUCGUUCUGGCUCACGUGCUCAGGAGACCCAUCGUGGUGGUGGCUGACACCAUGCUGAGGGACUCUGGUGGGGAAGCCUUCGCUCCCAUCCCGUUCGGAGGAAUCUACCUGCCCCUGGAGGUGCCCUCUGCCAAGUGCCACCGCUCGCCCCUCGUCCUGGCGUACGACCAAGCCCACUUCUCAGCCCUCGUCUCCAUGGAGCAGAGAGACGGCUGCAGAGAGCAAGCUGUGAUCCCGCUGACAGACUCCGAACACAAGCUGCUUCCCAUUCACUUCGCCGUGGAUCCGGGUCGGGACUGGGACUGGGGCAAAGACGAGAGCGACAACGACCGGCUGGCCAAUGUGACGUUAUCCUUGGAGGCUAAGCUGAGCUUGCUGCACAGCUAUAUGACUGUGACGUGGCUGCAGCUCCCAGGUGAAGCCCAGCAGGCCCCGCUGGCUCAGCCAGAGUCCCCAACUGCCUCUGCAGGAGACGAAGCUCGCACCCCUCCCGAUUCGGGGGAGUCCGACAAGGAAUCUGUCUGCAGCGGCUCUAACGGGACGGGGGGCGAGGGAGGAGCGGGUGGAGGCAAGACCCCAUCUGGGAGCAACAGCUCCAGCAGCUCCAGCAGCAGCAGCAGCAGCAAGGAGAUGAAGGAGAAGGCAGCCAAAAAGGACAAGAAGCGGGCCGACUCUGUGGGCAGCAAGCUGGGCAGCUUCGGCAAGACCCUGGGCAGCAGGCUGAAAAAAAACAUGGGCGGGCUGAUGACGGGCAAAGCUGGAGGCGGAGGCAAGCAGGGGGAGGAGAGCCUGGAGGAGGAGGAGAAAGAGAAGAAGAAGAAGAAAAAGAUGAUGACGAUGAAAGGCUCGAGGAAAGGGAGCCAGGAAGGGUCUCCGAGCAGCGGGGGUGAGGCGAGAGGGGCCGGGGGCGACGAGAGACAAACCCCUCCCCUCCAGCAGCAGGAGCAAGAGCCGUGCAAGUACGGCAGCGACGUCAAGCUGAGCCUGGGGAUCCUGCGCGCUGCCAUGCAAGGGGAACGCAAGUUCAUUUUCGCCGGCCUGCUGACCACCAGCAGCCGGCAGCCCUUCCAGGAGGAGAUGAUCCAGCGCUAUCUGGCAGACGCCGAGGAGCGCUUCCUGGCCGAGCAGGAGCAGCGCAAGGAGGCGGAGAGGAAAGGAGCUUCGGCCCCCCUUGCCCCUGCCGCGUCAACUUCCAACGGGACCCUGGGAAGGAAAGACUCGACCGACGGCUACCGCCAGCCCUUCGACCCCAAAGAGGAGCCGGAGGGGCCCCACUUCGACCACGGCGGCCUCAAACCCUCCCCCUUCCCCGCCAACAGCUACUCUGGGGUUCUGACCAUCCCGCGCCCCAGUCUGCGCCCCGGCCUGCUUGACCGUUCCGGCCAGCCCGGAGCGGCCCUCCCUGUCUGCAGCCAGGAGGCCAGGCGGCAGCUGGCUGGGGGCUCCUCCUCUUACAGCUGCCUCCCGUCGUAUGCCACCCUGCCCAGACGUUGCCCCCUCGGACCCCCUCACUCCCAGUACCGCCCCCCGCCUGCCACCGCCGCGGUGGGAAGCCCCGCCCGGCCGUCCCGCUACCCUCCUGCGGAGAUGGAGGAGAAUCAGCCUCCGGAUUACAGGCGGGAGGAGAGAGUGCCGGGGCUGGGGGGAGGAGGAGGAGGCGGUUACAGCAAUGGGUACCGGGAUGUGCGAGGUGGGUUCCUCGCCCCUUCCUCUUCCUCUCCUCCUCCUCCUCCUUCUUCGGACAGAAACGCAAUCCCCCCCGGGAGAAACUUUUACAGCGCGCAGCAGACGAAAUGCAAAAUGCCGGCUUGCAACUACUACGGGCACCCAGAGACGGGCCAUUACUGCUCGUACUGUUACAGAGAGGAGGUGAACCGCAGGGAAAGAGAGUCGCUGGAGCACAGGUUCUGAAACUCCCUUCUCCUCCCGCGAUGCUCCUCCUCCGAGAGAGAGAGAGAGAGAGAGAGAGGGAGAGAGGGACGGGGGUGUGUUUAGUAAAAACAAGGCUUGAAUGCUUUUGUCAUUCUGAAUUCCUCUCCUCCUCCUUCCAUACAGGCACCCCCCCCCCUCCCAUCUACAGAUGAAGGGAAAUGCAAUAAUGAAGUCUAAUGAUUGGGGGGGUUGGGAGAGACAUCUGCAGCCUGACUUGCUCUGUGUGAGUCACCGCACCAGGACGCGACAGGGUCCUUUUUAUGGGUUGUUGCAGUUUUUACCUCUUGCUUUUGAGAGUUUUUGAAGUUCUGGAUGAGAGAAAGGGGCUUGGCAGCGGGGUUAGUAAGCAGCGCACACUCAAGGACACUUCUCUUCUCUUUCGGUUUUGUUUUUUGUUUUUUUGUGGCGUCCAUCUCCCUUUUACACCCGUUCUGACCCGCCUUUUAGUAAUUUUCUUUCUGUUUCUGUUUUAAUGUUGCCGUUUUUAAAUCUAUGAAUUCCAAAGUUAAAUUCUUCAAUAGUGUUUGGGUCUGUCUCUCAACAAAACAAAACAAAACAAAACAAAUCAUUAUUUUUCCAGGGAUCGUGUACAAAUUGCAACAUUUUCACAGAGAACAACAACAAUUUUCUAUUUAUUUAUGAUAGGUAUAUUUUAAAUUAAAUUAUUUUAUUUUAUUUAAGGGACAUUUUUAAGCAUUUUUGUAUUUUUGUCUAUUGGCCUUUUUAAAUAAUAAUACAAAAAUGUCUAUAGUGUUACAUUCAAAAGGCAGUAUUUCAUUUGCGAUGCCUGAUACCAGGUUUAAGUUUGCCAUUGAUAUUACAGAGUUUAACACUGGGUUUUCCAGACAUAACAUACCCUGUGUUAUGGCUGCUGUACUCGGUACAACUCAAACACUAGCCCGGAUCCAUUCAAAACCUGACUGUAGUUUUUAAUGGCGCUAUGAAUCUCUAGCUGUAGAGUAGCACCAUCUAGUGGGGAUAAAGUGAAGUGCACGACAGAGCGGAUAGCGUCAGGCUGAUUUUUCGGAGUAUAUUUCAAGUUUUUUUUUUUUCUUUUCAAGUUAAUAAAAUGCGGGCGGGGGGGGGGGACUUACCCAUUUAAUUAAGAACCAAAUAAAUGUUUGAAAAAAAAAAAUCUAAACGCCUGCUGUAUUUACUGACGUCAUUUGAUACGUUAAAUUUAGAUGCUAAUUUCUGCGGUUAACAAAAAUGAGAAAGAUGGUUAUCGUAACAGUAUAGUAGAGA
Messenger RNA from Polyodon spathula (Mississippi paddlefish), 4346 nucleotides. RefSeq names its product OTU deubiquitinase 7B (gene otud7b). The transcript has 12 exons. Gene Ontology annotation, cellular component: nucleus; cytoplasm. The record is from RefSeq and is a predicted model, not a curated record. NCBI's taxonomy places the organism in Eukaryota, Metazoa, Chordata, Actinopteri, Acipenseriformes, Polyodontidae. Gene Ontology annotation, biological process: protein K11-linked deubiquitination; protein K48-linked deubiquitination; protein deubiquitination involved in ubiquitin-dependent protein catabolic process. The coding region runs from base 306 to 3080 and encodes 924 amino acids. Gene Ontology annotation, molecular function: cysteine-type deubiquitinase activity; K63-linked polyubiquitin modification-dependent protein binding; zinc ion binding.